Molecule: messenger RNA, 1216 nt
Organism: Drosophila simulans
Lineage: Eukaryota; Metazoa; Arthropoda; Insecta; Diptera; Drosophilidae
Product: mediator of RNA polymerase II transcription subunit 15
Exons: 2
Coding region: 97-1101 (334 amino acids)
Source: RefSeq, a predicted model, not a curated record
UGGUUUGGCGGGUGUCUGCCCUGCCGAAGUUCAUUUAGUUGCCAGCCGGCGAAGAGUUCACAACGCGUCGAGUGUCCAACAAAAAAAGCGAGCAAGAUGCCCUCCCUAUGGCUGUUAAUCUCGACGCUGGCUUUGGUUAGCUGCCAGGACUAUCAUUACCACCGUCCACCGACUCCUUUCGUGGCGGAAACCUACCAUCAGCACCAGCAGCCUCAAGCCACCAAGUUCGUGGUGCAGACUCUGGGUCGCACCUACGGCUUGGAAACCCAAAGGGCACCGGCCAUCUAUGAGGAUCAUCAGACGCAUAUUGUCCAGGUAUACCAGCAGCGACAGGUGCCGCAGUAUCAUCAGGCUCCCCGCCAACAAUUGCACACUUCUAGCUACCAGAAUCCCCUGCUGGUGAGCACCAACUUCCAGUCUGGCACCGUGCCCUUUGCGCCUCCAGCUCCCGCUGCUCCUGCCCAGCCACUGACCAGCUAUGGGCCACCUCACCUGCAGCACCAGUCGCAGCCCCUGCAACCUCCACCCCAGACACCCAAUUACUUCCCCCAACAGCAGCAGCCACCUGCAAGCUAUCUGCCACCUCAGCAGCCUGCCCAGAAAUUGUUCUUCGGCAAUCCGUUUCCCUAUGCCCCUGUGACGACCGGCUCGGGGCAACAGGUGCUGGAUGCAGGACAUGGAUCAGGUGUGGCGCCCAAUGAGGUGCAGGCUCAGCUAUUGCAGGCCACCGGAGCUGCGCCACCACAAACUCGAGUGGGUAACCAGGUGGCUCAGUCGCAGAGCUCCUCUUUGGAUGCCUAUGACUACAAGCAGGGCACUCCCGGAGAAAAUCGAGAGUACCAGAGGUUCGUGACCAGCUGCCCGGGAGGUGGAGCCUGCCAGCAGAAGGAGCUCAAUCCCGGCGAGGUGGAUGAGAGCCACCAACGGGUGCUGCAGACGGUGCGGGCCAGUACACAGCCUCGAGUGGAGGGCUGCUACAAGAGCCAGGUGAUCUAUGUGCCAGCGGGAGCUGCUGUCAAUAGUCAGGGUCAGUUGCGACCAAAGAAUCGACGCACUUUCGAGCGCAAGGAGCAGGUCCUCUCCAGAUACCCUUACAACUAAAUGUCCUCUCUAAUCUCACUCACCGAAUUUCACAUCGAAUUUAUUAGUUGUUAUGCUUAGUUGUCAGUUCGUUGUUUGUUGUAAAUAAAUCGAUCACAGUUUAAAUUUUAAAUCA